GCUCGCUUUGUUAGAUUUCACAGAUAUUUUGGAUUGUUAAUAAUUUUCAUAUGUGAUAUAUCCUUCUUCAUCAUUAUGAGUUUAUAAAUUUGAGAUCUAAUUCUUAUGGUAAGGCGUACUAACUAUUUAAUUUUUAAAUGGCAAUCUUGAUUCAAUGAUGAUCAGUGAUGCCAAAACAGAUGUUAAAGAAUGAAACACUAUGGAGUAUGAAAAGUCUCUAGAAGGAUAAACAUGGCCUCACGACAUAAUCACGGCGUACAAAGAGUUUUAGCUAAAUUAGAAGCGUCAGUAAAUUCGGGAAAUUAUUAUGAAGCCCAUCAAAUGUACAGAACUUUAUAUUUCAGAUACCUCACCCAGAAGAAAUAUUCUGAUUUAUUGGAAUUACUUUAUAAUGGAUCAGUACUUCUUUUACAACAUGAUCAGUAUGCUAGUGGAGCUGACCUAGGAAUAUUGUUUGUGGAUGUGUUAUCACAAUCUGAGACCAAGCCAUCAUCAAGUUAUUUUGAAAAAAUUACGGGUUUAUUUAGUUUAAUGAGUCCAACGUCUCCAGAGAGGGAAACCUUUUUGCAAAAUGUGCUAAGAUGGAGUUUAAAGGACACAGACUACAAAACUGGUCAUCCUGAUUUACAUCAAAGAAUAGCACAAGUAUUCUGGAAAGAAAAAAAUUACAUUAUGGCUAGGCAACAUUUCCUGCAUAGUAAGGAUGGCUCUGGUUGCGCAGCUAUGUUGGUUGAACUUCAUGAGCAACGUGGCUAUUCGAGUGAAAUAGACCUUUUCAUUGCCCAAGCAGUUUUACAAUACUUGUGCUUACAAAAUAAAGCAACAGCAGAAGAGGCAUUCAACUCGUACACCUCGCAACAUCCCAAAAUAACUAAGGGACCUCCAUACUUUUUUCCCUUAUUAAAUUUCUUAUUCUUUUUGCUGAAGACUAUUGAAACUGGCAAGCUAGCCAUUUUUACAGUGCUUUGUGAGCAGUAUAAAUUGAGCCUUAAUCGUGAUCCAUGCUACAGACAAUACUUGGACAAGAUAGGUCAACUGUUCUUCAAUGUUCCACCACCUCGUCCACGUAGCCAGGGUCUCUUUGGUUCCCUCCUUCAGUCCUUCUUCAAUGGCUUAGAGGAUGAAGAUUCAGACGAAGAACAGCGAAACACAGCCUCAACAUCCCAUGCAGCUCAGGAGCUCGAUUGAUUGACGGUUAGUCACUAUUAUAUCGUGGGUGUGAUGUGAACGACUGAAAGAGAACAUCAACAUAUGUAUAAUAGUCCUUAAUACUUUCAACACACACUGUUCGUAAUAGGUUGUGUUGAAAGAAUGUUGCAUUGAAUUCAUCGGGUAGUAAAAUACGAGCACGGUUACCAAAGUCCGGAGUGUCUGUGGGCGUGAAUAUUAGAAAAAAGAACUUUAACCUUAUUCUGAAUAUACAUAUAUGCUAAAUUCAACAUGGCUAACGGAUUUUCAUACUGAUAUUCAUGUUCUUCAAUAACGUAUUGAUUGAUGAUUAUCAGAUACACCUAACUCCACGGUUAAGGUAACUGCUCUAGUUUCCAGUCUAACAACAACGGUGGAGUUUCGUGGCAACCGAAUAAACUUGCAGAAAUUUUAUUAAAACCAUCCUAGAUGACACAGGACAUAAUAUAUAACAUAACAUAACAUAACAAUCGAAUUUAAAGCAUUAACUUAUAUGUGGAUGAUAUGAUGCGUUCUGUAAAAAAAAUUUUAGUCGAGUCACACUGAGGUUAAGAUACUGCAUUAAAUUCAACAAAUCGACUGUGACACAAUACUGGUAUUUUACUGGCAAGCCAUUCUUCUCUGUAUGGUACAUUUGAACAAUUUAAAAAUUGUAUAUUCGUGUGUAACAACUGGAUCGAUAUUUUAUAUAUGCUGAAUCGUGUGACAAAUAAAAUGAACAACGUAUAUUUCAAGCUGCCGAUGGCGCGUGCUUCAUUGAAAUCGCUUAUUGCUAAAAAAUAACUUGUGCAAUAAAAUCAUGUUUCUGAGCAAUGAGCGAUCAAAAAUAUAUAAAUAUAUAUAUUUGUUUAGAUAAAAUUGAGCCGGGCCAGGGUGAUCGAUACUGAGACGCGUGUAAAAAUAAGCUCCGUAUAUGAAAAUAAUUGAAGUAUCUGACAAUUUAUCAGAAUAAGGUCAUCAGAAUCAUGUAAUGAAAUAGUUUGCAGUCGUUAUUAUAACAGACGGUAAAUAAUAUUAUAACAAAGUGGUAAGAAUAGCAGAAAUGGAUAAUAUUUAAUUGGUAUCCCGAAUUUUGUAAUUAAAGCGUUGAGAUUUAUGGAUGACUCAACAGUGAAAAAAAUGUACAAAUACAAUUGAUUUUAAAUUCACGAAGACUCAUUUAGUACCGAUCGAUAAAUCGUCUUCGAAUAUUCAUCGGCGGGUUAGUAUUUGUGCGCACGGUACCACACGAAUAAAUUUUUUCACGCUGCACUAACCACAAUAUAUUUAUGUACAAGAAAAUAUUAAUUUCAAAGUUAUCUUUAAAAGGAAUAAAAAAUCCCAAAAUAUCGAUUAUUUUGCCUUUAUAACGUGAACGCGAGUUUCUACGAAUAAUAAAAGUUAGUCGAAAUAUCUGUUUUACAAAAAGGGGAUGAAAGUUUGAUGAAAUAUGAAAAAUUUUAUCGCCGCAUGUAACAAUACGCGAUAUACUAAUCAAUUAAAAUGGUAUUUGAAAAACAUACACCUCUUCUUUGUUUAUUCACUCAGCCCAAUAUACAACAAUACGAAACAUAUAGCAUCUAUUUUUUGUUUUUUAAAAACAUUCAAAAUCUGUAUAUUC
Cephus cinctus (wheat stem sawfly) is the source of this 2788-nucleotide messenger RNA. RefSeq names its product Golgi to ER traffic protein 4 homolog. Gene Ontology annotation, molecular function: protein binding. Bases 232 to 1188 code for a protein of 318 amino acids. Gene Ontology annotation, cellular component: BAT3 complex; cytosol. The transcript is spliced from 6 exons. NCBI's taxonomy places the organism in Eukaryota, Metazoa, Arthropoda, Insecta, Hymenoptera, Cephidae. The record is from RefSeq and is a predicted model, not a curated record. Gene Ontology annotation, biological process: protein insertion into ER membrane.